AUGUUUAAACAAGUUCGCUCGCGUUUGAGUCUUUCGCACAAGGAGCCGUUGGAAAUCGUGUUCGACCCUCCCAGCCAAUUCACGGAUUUGAAUGGGGCAGCCAUGGACUUCCAGCACAAUCUUCCAAGACCAGAGUAAGAACUAGAUAAGUUUUUGUCCUGUUUGUCCUGUUUGGUGGGAUUACCCACUAAAUUUUGGUAUUUUACGACGAGUUCCAGCAGUUUUUGUUUGCUUUUUUGGCACCGGUCAGUUAAAUUCACAUACUUGCAAACUUGCACCUUUCUAUCGACGGUAAAAUGUUUCUUUCGACUUUAUACAUGGUUGAGGUCACGUCUUUACGAUUUGUUUUGGUUAAACAGGCUGCUUUAUUGGAGAACUGUUACUUUGCUGAACAGAAAAGAUUGGGGUUGAGCCAGAUUGAUUUCCAUUUUAAAUUGCACACAGACGCUCAACUCAAAGUUUUUCUAUUUGUUUAAAUUACCAAUUUUGCAUAAUAUUCAGUCAUAAAAAUGAAGUACUCCACACUUUCUCAACCGCUUGGUUGACUGCCGGGCAACACAGCUAGUUUAGCCUUAGAAUUGUGCAAGUGUACUAUUUUUGAGUUAGGUUGGGUACAUGCAGUUUCUGCGAACUCCAGUCAAAACUCAAAAUAGCCUUGUUUUUAAAAUAUAGCUUUAAACAUGCAGCGGUUGAGAUCGCAUUACUUAAUACGUAGAGAUACCGAUCUGAAUAUUAUAUUUGAUAAGUAUAAUUGAUCCUCAGAUAAAUACGGAUUGAUUAGAGAACGAUUAAAAUGAUUAUAAAUUCAAAAGAAUUCCGUACGGAUUGCCGCCUUAAAAUAAGUUCUCAGCUCUACCAUUAAUCAGCUCAACUCGAUUGAUAAUUCAAGAAUUUUCUUCAAUUUUCAGUCGAAGGUACGCUUCAAAUUCGAAAAGCACAAGUCUCCUAGUUAUAGACACUAGCUCAAAAGGAGAAACACUGGUCUUCUGGUCACAGAUAUUAGCUCAGAGUUUUGUAUAAUGACAUCUACAACUCGAGUUGAAUGACGUAAAAAGUAUUAAGUGUUUUCAGCGCUGGAGGUCACAAUAGUAGCGUAAAGAUUAAAUUAUCUCUCUCAGUGCCUUUGCAAUAUUUGCGUGUUGCCAUUAAGGUUGUCAAAAAUAUCACAGUAGAUUAAUAUACUGUCGAAACCAAAAAAAUCUUGGCUUCGUUAUAUAAAACUAAAUCGGGAAUUUUAUCAUUUUUAAAAAAUCAUUUUCUAUUCUCGUCUAUUUUCAAUGGUCAUAAGUUUUAUCAGUCUGUAAACUUACAGAUCAUUGUUUUUUUAGACUCUUUAUUUCCUUUCUAUAGUGUUCUCCUGACAGACAUUGAUCGAAAAAUGUUGAAACUAAUUCCAAUAUAUAUCAACGAGUAAUUUCCUUCCCUCGUGUGAAUUUCGAGAAAAUCAUAUUUUAUGACCAGGAGCUGCAAAAAAAGAGAGGAAAGCACUCAUUUUUAUUAGGAAUAACUUCGUCAUUUUUCUCGUGUGAGGCUAUUUUUUAUCUCUGACUUGUUGUCGGUCUUCUUACAAAGCUUUUGUGUUUUGUUCCUUUGCUUACACACAAUAUAAAUAAUAUAAAAUUUGGCUGCAAAGUUGGAAAAAUAAAUAUUAUCACAGGUUAAAUCUUUUGCAUUUGUUAUAAAAAAUGUUCGCUUUUAUGAGAAAAAUUAAAAGCAGGGAGUUUAGAAGUUAGUUAAAUUUGCAUAUUUUCUUUUGAUUUUGCUUAGUUGAUGUCCUUUCCAUUUUCCUAAAAUAUUUCGAAACUCCUAAAUUUGUAAACAUCCGUUAAAGUGGAAUCCAAGUUGCUGGCGCGGUUACCUAGACACAGAGUGUGAAUAAGAUCAGUUGACAUGAAUAUGAAGAACAUCUUGCAGUAAACUGAGCUUCGAUAGGAUAUUGCCGCGAGAAAAUAGCUUAUUUAUCCAUGGGGUAAACUGGUCUUUUUUUUUACUUCAGAAAGUGGUCAUAAUUUAAACGGGAGUAUAUUUUGAUUUCGUAUCGAUGUAUUUCCUCAACAGGGAGCAACCGGUAUUUUCGACACGGGCCCAUGUAUUCCAGAUUGAUCCUGCAACAAAAAAGAGCUGGCUACCGUGUUCCAAGCAGGCGGUAACUGUAUCAUUUUACUAUGAUCCUAACCAAGGAACACACCGAAUCAUAUCUGUUGAUGGCACAAAGGUGAGAAAAUAGCGUUUCUCGCGAGAUAGGUCGCCUUUUGUUUAUCAAGUGAAUCUUUAUUUAUUCGCUAUUCUUAGAAACAACUGCGUUGUGAUAUCUUGUUAAUCCCAGUCAUUUCUUGUUCACUAAUCAUGGACAAUUAUUGCUGGAGACUGUUUGGUGCGAAGUUUUCACAAAGGAAGUUUCUUUGGUUGAAGUUUUGUUGUAUUUUCCUGUUAUGAAGGAAGUCAGUUUAGUCGCUUCAAACAAUAUGGCAACUAGCCAGAACUGAAGUGUCCCACAAUUAAUUGUCUCCCGACUGAAACUAUAUAUUUUCAGAAAAAAUACAGAAGUUUUAAUUGCUAGACAACAAGCGCUUUGGAGUAGCUUUUUGAAGUUAUAAUCUUGAAAAUUUAGUGUAAUCACUCGACAAGGAAAUAAAUUUUAUGCAUUCCUGAAGUGCAGCAAAUGUAAUGCGUAACAAGAAGCCUUGUCAAAGGCUAGUUUGAUUUUUUUUUGCCUAUUUUGCAUGUAGACGUCGUGUGUCUAUGAAUUAAUGCUUGCAUAAAUUUUCCCUCAUCUCUCCGUUUAAGAAAACAGCGUAAUUAAAAAUUGUGAGUUAAGGUAAUUUAUCAACUCAUUUGAAGCCUUGAUGAUGAAUGGAACAAUAAAAUUCGGCAUGUAAACAUUUUAUUCGUUACGGUUUCACGAUUUUGAAUUGAAAAUUUUUAAAAAACGGAAACGAAAAGUUGAGCUUAUUGCUUUAAAAUUAAUUGUGCGUUAGGCUUCAUUUUGUUUCCACUAAUUUACUUCACAAUGGACUUUUUGGUUAUUUUUAAUGCAUGUACGUAUUGAUGUUACAAGGUACAACGUUCCGUGUGAACUCAAAUUUGUAAAUUGAUGUUUGACGAGGACAACGAUGAAGCCAGUUAUUUGUAAAUUGUCAUCGUUUUUGCACUUUUAUGAUGUUAACAAAAUUGAAGUCAAAUAUGUUUUCAACUAUGAAUGUGUGAAUACUGUAUUGAUUGAGCUGCUUUUGGUCAUUAUUGGAAACUGGAAACUGAAUCAAACUGUCUCCUUUGAAGUAAUGAUUUAUUUGGUAUUUUUUCGUGUGAUAGUUGUAUGAUGAAAUUUACUCACAUGACACUUCAAAUAGCAUAACCUGAGGACUCAUUUGAAAAUGUUUGUGUGUCAUGACAACCUGGCUAGAUUUAGUUUCAAUGGAUAUUUUUAUACAUAUCUUCAAGUAAAAACAAACAAAGAGAAUUUCCACCUCCUCAACCCAUAGGACACAAAUACAUGAUAGGCCCCCCUCCCAAACCUCACAGGUGUUAUGAUCCUAAUUUAAGCACCUUUAACUACCUUAUUAUAUAUUUUUCUUCCAAAUGCUCAAACUGAUGAAUUUCUUGAAGAAAGGUUAUGUGUCAUGUCCUAACCCAUCAAAGUCAAAUUUUAUCAAAUGUUCCUUCCUGGUGAGAGAAUUCAGGGAGAUUUUAUAGGAAAGUAGAUUUGUAUGUGACAUAGAGUAUCAAUAUUCUGUUUCAGGUUUACUUUGGUGUGCCAAGAUAAUAAAAGGUUUUUGUUAUUCCUUUUCAGGCAAUUAUCAACAGUACUGUAUUAGCAAACAUGACAUUUACUAAGACAUCACAGAAGUUUGGUCAGUGGUCAGAUCCCAGGGCAAACACUGUGUUUGGAUUAGGAUUUCCAUCAGAAGCUGAACUCAACAAGGUUAGGGAAACUAAGUCUGCUCCCCAUUUUUUUUGCUUUAGAUUUCUAAGUAAAAGCCAUAGUGUAAUUUACUAUUAUAUGUGUUUGAGUUUUCACAACUGCCACUUUGGAAGGUCAACUCAGCAUACAAUACUGCAGAAGUUCUGAAUCUUAUUCUGAUUUCUUUAGCAAGAAGUGGCUUGGAAUAAAGCUAUUACUUCUGUGCAGGAUGGUAUUUUAUUGCAGUCAGUUUUCUUUCUUCUCAUCUCUUUUACUCUUGACAACAUGCAGUGAUUGUAAGGAGAAAUUUCUUAGUGAUCACUCCUAGGAGUGAAAAGUCCUAUGUUGGAACCAUGGGGGUACCAAGUCAUUCAACAAACUGAAUGAAGUCAGGAAUGAAAGUUUAAACUCUGACUAUAGAUUACCCAAUCCUGCUUUGAAGCAAAGGGCUGUAAUACUGUCCAUUAAAGCUUUCAGCUGCAGCUCUCAUAUUAAGUCUUAACUUUUACCUCUUGUAACAAUUAGUUUGCAGAGAAGUUUAAAGAAGCUAAGGGUGGCACAAAAACAGUUGUGAGCAACAACAGUGGAAACUCCAAUUCUCCUGCAGCACCUGUUAACGCGGUUACUACUAAUGGCACCUCAAGUGGAUCAGUAAAUGGAACAACUGAGUCCCCUCACAGUACACCUGGUGCUGGUCACAAAUCUCCAUCACUAAAAAGUAACUCAUCUGCGAGCAGUGGUGAGGUAGGUACAAAUAUUUUUGUGUUAGAAGAGGCAGCAAAGCAGGAUCUUGAACCCAUUUCACAUCCAAAUUUUUGGAACAUUCACACAUCGCAUCUACUUUAAAUAGUAUUUUGUGCAUCACAAAUUUUAAAAAAAAAAAACUUUAAAUCUCUCUUUACCCUGCUUUUCUGUAAAAUUUAUAUGUAAUGUAUUAUUUUUAGGCAUAAUUCACAUUGUUUGUAAACUAAUUGCCUCCUUGCUAGGUGGUCACUGUAACUUAAAAGUUGCCCUUCAAUUUAAUUUUUUUGAUAAUAUUUUUAUCAGAAAGCUUCUGUUUGUAAUAUAUUUAUCAAUCUUGCCAAAUAGUGAUCAGAUAAUCUGGCAAAAAUAUGUGGGGUUACAGAAACUUUUAACCAAAGAGAAUUCCAAAUUCACUCCUUUUCCUUUCGAUAAGUUUGUCAUGAACUCAUUGCCAAAUUUGUAUUAAGGGUCCUGAAAUUUGAUAAUAGCAAUUUUUCUUUGAUGUGCCAUUGUUUGAAAACUGAUUUAAAUGAUACUUAAAUAAUGGAAAAAUGAGAUUAAUUUCUGAUCAGCAGUAUUUAAAUCACCUAGGCUUCUUUUGUGACUUUCAGGUUAUGUCUAAAAACACUGGUAUGUUAAUCUACUUUAAAUUGUAUGCUUUCUGUGAGAAGUUGGCCAUUGUAUGCACAGCUUGAAUCAAAUUUUGGGCACUAGGAUUGAAUUGUUUUUGAGUGCUUGAAGAAUUGAGAAUUCCAGAGUUUUAAAAGGGGAUUCCAUCAUUGUUAAAAUUUGAAUGUUAAUAUAUUUUAAGAUGUAAUGAUUUAUUCAAUUUUAUGUGCUAUUCUGAUGUGAUCUCUUUGUUUUUUAACCUGGAGGGCUUGUUUGUGCUUUUUAAAAGGUUCUUACCUGUUUUAGAUGUUAAAGAACUUUCUUUAUCUUGCAAAUGCAGGUUGAUGGUUGCUUACAAAUAUAGAAUUUUUGAACAUUUCUUUUGAGGGAGCUGAAUCCUUUUCAAUCAGAGAUUUACUUUAUCAUCCAAUGAAUCAAAUAUUGGCCAGAUUAAAAGUCAUGGUUGAAUGACUGUUUUCUUAAUUAACAUCAAAGUGCUAAUGAAAACUACUAAACAGAAGAUCUGAAAGCUGUUUUCAUUUAAGUGUGAUUCUUCAAAGCAUUUUGACUACUAUCACAUUUUAUGAAUUAUUAACCUGUCAUUGUUUUGACAUAUUUUUGUUAGAAUAACAACCAUAUUUUUACAAUAAAGUUUACUUACUUGGACUCCAAGCUAAUAUCAAGUGCAAAACUUUGCUUACCCCCCUCAGUUGUAACAAUAAAACCAGUGACUAUUUUCACUUAAAAAUACAAUGUGGCAAAUUUUUGCUGGUAAAUUACUUGAGUCUUUAGCAUGAUUUCACUGCAUACGUUUAAAAAAGGUCAUGAGAGAUUAUAAUAAUUUUAAAAAGACAAAUUUAAGCUUAUUACUGAUUGAGUCAUGAUUGCUGUGGGCAACACUCCUGUGCUAAACUUUAAGGGUUUAUAAGCUGCAUGUUAAAACUGUUGGUUUAUACACCUUUGUAUAUGUUCUGAUAUCAAUAUUGUGUAAAUAACAGCAGGUCAGUAAUUGUUGUCAUUUUUGACAGAUGACUGGUUAUAAGAGGUGAUUUAACAAAAGGCUUUGUAUGGAUCCUUUGCAAGACUACUAAAAAUAAUAAAAAAUUUCAGUAGCUAUAUCAUCAUGCAAGCCACAUAUCUUAAAUACGGGUUUUUUUUCUGAAUCACUUCAACUUACUUAAUGCAUCUGUUCAAUUGAGAAAGAACAAAAUGGAAAAGUUUGUGAAAAGAAAAGUAUCUUUGCCAGCAUCAUUGAAGCUGAAUAUUCCUGUAAAGGUACAUUUACAAAUUCUAAAUUACGUUCCUCACUUUUUGAAUACACCGAGCAGGAUGCAUGACUGUGCAAAUUUUGGUUGUUUUCAUGAAAGAUACAUUGAAGCCAUUUGAGUGAGGCAUAGUUUGUAUUUAUUACUGAAAGUUUUGUCAAAGGAUUCCUUUUCUAUUCAUUUUGAUGUAUAGUCAAUUUUUGGUUGGAGGUGCAUGUCAAAGUGCUUGCUAAAUUUUGCCAGAAGUUUACAGAGGUCUAACUUUCUUUGAAAGUGGAUAUGUUACAUAUUUAGUCGCCUUUUCAAGUUUGUUCUGUUUGUGCCCAGAAAUGAUCUAAGUACACCAUAUAAAAUAAGUUCUUAUGUAUACAUGUAGCUGUAUCUUGCUUCCUGUAAAGUUGAAAACAAAACUUUCCCUUGCUAGAUAUGAUAAGUUGUUCAUUGUGGCCAGGUAAACUUGUAAGUAAUGACAGAGCAUUCUUGUCCAGCUGAGUUGAUUUAGAUGAUCUUAAACGUUUUUACAUUUUAGGAUGAAUCAAAAGAAUCAUCUGGGAUCAGUCAUAAACUGAUUGGAAAUACCGAAUCUCAAUUGAAAUAUGAGAAUGAUAGAUUGAAGAUGGCCCUUGCUCAGAGGUAGGUGAAAUGAAAGUUGGGCAUUUUUCACACACUUAAUGCAGUGUAGCAUGAAAACUGAACAGUAAAAAUUUAUAAAUUUUGGUCACCAUCAAACUUCAAAACUUUGAUCAAGUAAAACAAACAACCUUUUUAUGCAACAUGUUCAUCGCUCUGAUGAAGGAGUCUGGUUGUCUGUGUAUGAAUCUAACUCCACAAAUAUUACUGCAGUUCAACCAAUGCUAAAAAAUGGGAGACAGAGCUGACAACAUUGAAGAAUAACAAUGCAAGGUUAACAGCAGCACUUCAGGAAAGCACAACUAAUGUUGAAGAGUGGAAAAAGCAGCUGAAUGCCUAUAAGGAAGAAAAUGGUAAACUCAGGAAAAAGGUGAGCUAUUUAAAAUAUGUUAAGAACAUUUUAAGUUUUCAUGUUAUCGAUUUUUUCUGAUAAAACUUCGUGGGCACAAAUAUGUUUUGGGCCAGAAUCAGAGUCAUUUUAGCCUGAGCUGCGAGGUGAUCCUGAGAAGAGCCCGAAAAUAUUUCUCCUGAAGAGUGUAAACUGCAUUACUACUAUAAUUAUCACUUGAGAGGGCUUCAAGGAAAUAAGAACUGAAAAAAAAUGACAACAAAACAGUCUGAACAAUGAUGCCCAUGCAUGCAAGGGGGCUAAAAUUCAUUUUAGUCAGCUAAAAUCUAUAUUUUAGCCUAUAAAAUGCUCCACUGACCAGCAAAGUGAUAACAAUGUCUGUUUUAUGUCUCAGGUUUCAGCAUCAUCUAUCUUGGACUUAAAUGUACAGUUUAGUCUUAAGUGAUUUACCAAGUAUCAGAGUUGUUUCUAUUGUUGUUUUUUUAUGAAAUAGAAAGAAAUUUGAUAUCUUUAAGUUUUAUUAUUAUUAAUUAUUAACUAAUAUAGUGCAGAUAUCACCAUUGAGGUAUUUUUAUCAAUAUAUUUUCCAUAUUCUCACAAGAAAACUUAUAUAACUUGAUGUCUAAUAGCUGAGACUUUUUUAAGUGCUAGCUCACAUGUAUUUCCUUUUUUGAAAGGUCCAUGAAUUAGAAUCUUCUGACCAAGUAAGUGAGAAAUAUAAUUCCCUGACACAAGAGAAACUCACCCUGGAUGGCCGUGUGAUUCAACUUGAGAGCAUGGUCAGACAGAAGGACGAGGUGAGAGAAGCAAGACGCUGCAUGUUGUCAGAAUACAGCAUGCUGCCUGUUUACUCAAGCAUGGUUAUCCAGAUGUAGUACAAUGAAGCAUGUUCUGAUUCUGUCAAACCUAACCAUGAAGUGACCUUUUGCAGUUCAACAAGGCUAUUUAUACCAAUUUUGUUUCUUUACUCUGCAGGAAAUCACCUCUCUGAGACAAGCAAAUGCAGAACUCACAAACCAGAACCAGGUUGGUUAUGAAAUCAAUGAAAUGGACUACUCCCUGGAAGGAAUGAUGUGUAGCAUGUGAUUAGCUACUCACACCUUAAUCCUCAAUCAGCUCAUGGCUUAACCUCCUCACACACUUUUCUUCCAUCUGAGACGUUUCAUUUUCAAUCUUAACUUUAACGCCAGCAUGUUUAUUCUCCAUACUUUUCUUCAUCCAUUUCCAAUGGCACUGAAAAUUAGAAUUUUGUGAGAGAUCAAGAGCUUUUCAAGUUUGUGACCAUUUCCUAACAAUUCUGAUGAGCCUUAUGUUCAAUUUAGUACUGGUAACUUGGAGAGAAAUUAGAUGCUAGUCAUCCUUAGGGAUGAAGGUGACCCAAACAGGGGGCUAUUAGUGGCAGAGUAUCCCAGCUAUAUGUUCAGUAGCAAGUAGAUUUCAUUGUUCCAUGUGGCAAUUGGAAGCUGGGGCAGUUGCACACCAGGAGGCCUCCAAAAUUGAAUCCUUAUAUUUCAUCUUUGAGUCAAGAGCAUUCAUUUCUAAAUAACAUGUUUUUUUCUCUUUUAGACAUUGCAGCUUGAUUAUGAAAGACUGCAGUUAAAAACAGCAGAGAUGAGCUCACGCUUGAAUGAGACAGCUUUGAAUGAAACACGUGUAAAAGAGCUAACUGAAUUGCAGCAAGAGCUUGCUUACAAAGCUGAGGAGAUUAAUGCUCUCAGCACACGACUUGCAGCAAGCCUGGAGAUGACACCUCCUUUAGCAGAAAGUUGAAUUGUAAUUGAGUGAAUUUCUAGCUUUUUACAGCUUUAGCUUUCAGCUGCUAAACAGCAAAAUAAUUUAUUUAUAGAAUAAUAAUAAUCAAAUGAUUAGUAGGCGAUCAGCUCUUUAAAUUGCUGAAGUGUGGCAUAUAACUUUAGUUAACCUAAGAUAAUUAUGUAUGUGUGGUCUACAAAUUUGGUGGGCAUGAUUGUAAACAACAUGACCUUCAUGCAAAUUACAUACUUUCUGGCCUGGGAAACUACAUGUAUGUUGUGGAAUUCUCAUUUAACAGCUGUACCACACAGUAGUGGUUGAUUCUUGUUAUACAAGGUUUCAUUUUGAAGUAAAAUGUUCACUAUUGUGUGAGGUUUCAGUAGUUAAGUAAUUUUGAAGCUGUUAUCUGGAGUAUUUAGAUGUUAUACUCAACACAAAGAUUUAAAAGAUGCUUCAAAAUAGCAGUAGAACCUUUUCUUUUUUGUAAUCAAUUUUUUCUUUUUAGGCUAGAGGGAAAAGUUUUUUUGGAAUUGAAUUGUAUUAAUGUACAAAUCUGUGUAUAUUGAUACUGUAAGUAACAAUAGUACAUCGCCUAAUGGUGACAUUUAAACCAGUGUGUGAUUUCAUUAGGGUCAAAUUUUUUACUAAAAUGAUGACAAGAGAGAACUUGUAAAAAAAGUCAUCUGAGUACUUCAAAUAAAAUUCAGUAGUGGGUAACUGAUGGUGAUACUUAGCUUUACACCAUUACCUAAAGUAAACAGUAUCAAUGAAAAUUGCACUGCUCCUUGCCUUUACAUGGGUUAUUAUUACUUAGAAUUACAGGGCUAGGGUCCUCUGGUCCAGGCACUUGUAAACAAUUGCCAAUGGAAAGAAAAACAAAAAGGGUGGACGAGAGAGCCCCCAAAAAACAACUGCUGCAAACUGCAGCAAAUGCAGAGUAGUAGAAUAAAUCUGAAGCUGAGCCUGUGGCCAUGGACUUGGCUAACUUGUCAUUGAACUAAAUCUACCACUGACAAUGAGGGGGAGGGAUUGGAGUGUUAUUAUAAAUAAGCUGAAAUACAACCAUCAUGUUGUCCCUUCCACCUCUGUGGCCAUUCACAGUGUUGGAAAGGGAAUAGAGGAGGUGAUAUCAGGAGAAAUUGGUUGCAAAAUACAAAUUUAAAACUAAUCAGCCUUCGAACCAAAGCUGUCCAUAAGUACAGCAGCAUUUUGUGCUUUCCAUGACCCAAAGUAACAAAGAGUAUUUCUUCUCACCCAUGGAUGGGAUGGUAGUCCAUCUCAAAAUACCCUCCUACCUCCAACCCCCACCACCCCUUCCUGUUUCCCCGGUAUUCCCUUACUCUUUGGCAGUAACCAUUAAUACUCCUGGGUGUAGAGAGAGGCACUGUGAGAAUAAAGUAUCUUGCCCAAGAACAGAACAAUGACCCUUCCAAUUAGAGUUUCAAACCUGCACUUCUUGAUAUGAAGUCCUGUGCAAAGGCAUUUAGGCAUCUUGGAUCUUCCACAAAAUAAAAAUUUAAGAGAAGUUUUAUUGUGUUGCAAGUGG
Messenger RNA from Pocillopora meandrina, 10796 nucleotides. NCBI's taxonomy places the organism in Eukaryota, Metazoa, Cnidaria, Anthozoa, Scleractinia, Pocilloporidae. The record is from the annotation of a GenBank genome assembly.